Molecule: messenger RNA, 1239 nt
Organism: Colletotrichum truncatum
Lineage: Eukaryota; Fungi; Ascomycota; Sordariomycetes; Glomerellales; Glomerellaceae
Source: RefSeq, a predicted model, not a curated record
AUGCCUCCCACGAAGGCCAAAAAGUCCCUCCCUAGACACCAAGGCAACGAUCCAUAUGCCAGUUCAACAUCUCCUGCACGUCGCCAUAGUGCCACCAGGAACCACAAGAGUGCUUCCGUUCACCGGCCACACACAAAAGUCAGAACCAAGCUAUUGCGGUGCCGAUGCUGCCCGGGCAAACGCAAUGUGUUCAUGACAUUUCAAGAGCUAGCCGCUCAUGAAAGGAAAUGUAAAAACUGUUCUUCCUCGACUGAAGGCAUAGAUAAGACUGAAAGUACCCCGGCCAAGCCUAUUGACAGCAAAGCGGCGAGGACAGACGGCGAGGAUUAUGUUAACCUUGCCCGUUCGGAAACAUCAGCAACUCGGCCACUUAGCUUUAGUAAGAAUUGCGACAUCAAACCUGCAAUUUCCACCAAUAUUUGGGUUCACUCUACCAUCUCAAAAGACUAUACAGGCGGCGAAAAGUCUCGCCGGGCCGACUUGCUUGCCCACUUGGCCAAGCGGUUGCAGAGCGAUCUUAACAUAAAUCUGGGCGGCGAGGGUAGAAACAUCAGUACUAUCGACGAUAAGCGCAAGCGAGCAUCGGCCUCGGACGACCUAGUUGAAGACAAGGUGGAAAAUAUUCCCGUCUCGGACAAGGAAGAAACGCCUCGUGUAGAUACAGAGCUCCCUAAGCGUUUACGAGGAGGUAUUGGAGGUAUUGAGUGUGUGUUUCUGGGUUACUGGCGAGAUUCUCCCGUCCCCAAUCUAAGGAACAAGCAUGCUGUUAUUGGUUUUAUUGACGUCCGUGGUCGUCUUCGCACUCGUAUCCAGCAAUCCACUCGACUUGGUAAGCCUAUAUCAAAUGUCGAAUACCCUCUCCCUCCUGGACCCGGCGGAAGCUGGGUAACCUUUGAGCAUGUUAUUUUCGCCGAACACCUCGUUGGUAUGGAUCAUCACCAAGUUAAGGAGUAUGUAAAGCUUCGAGCCGACGCUACUGAAGAAACUGAAAAGGGAAGAGAGAAUGCUGAGAAGAAGGCUGCGAAAGAGGCUAUUCGACUCAUUGAGAAAACACCCCCCUCUAAGGACUUUCUACCUCCAGCUAUCGCCUACGGUAUCGAGAUUUCUACCAGCUCUAAUAUGACAUCUCAACCAGACACUAAACGUCGCCGCAUCAGCAGCAGUAUCGGCACUAUCAGCGAAGGACCUGUCCAGGAUUCAAUAGGCUCUAACGGGCAAACCCUCCUUAUGAAUGUCUGA